This is a messenger RNA of Phlebotomus argentipes, 2497 nucleotides long. RefSeq lists its product as uncharacterized. Gene Ontology annotation, cellular component: apical cortex. The coding region runs from base 234 to 2432 and encodes 732 amino acids. Gene Ontology annotation, molecular function: cytoskeletal adaptor activity. NCBI's taxonomy places the organism in Eukaryota, Metazoa, Arthropoda, Insecta, Diptera, Psychodidae. The record is from RefSeq and is a predicted model, not a curated record. Gene Ontology annotation, biological process: regulation of asymmetric cell division; asymmetric cell division; establishment of mitotic spindle orientation. The transcript is spliced from 5 exons.
GAUCACGCAGCGUUGAGAGUAAUUUUGUCUUCUUAUGACUCGUUAAAUUCCACGAGAGUGAAUAAUAUUUCUCGAUUCUCAUCUCGUAUGGAAAUUGUGGCUUGCAAAACAUUCCCGGGCAUUUGUGAUGGGGAAUUUUGGAGUGUGUCUUCUAUUUUUGAUUUAAAUUCCAGACUCGUGUGGCACUCAGGUGAAGUGAACACCUCUGGGCAGACACGCGUUUUCCGGGUGCCAUGGAGAAUAUGGGGAAGAAUCGCUUUCACAGAACACAGAGCAAGGUGUGGUGGACGAGUGAGCCACCGUCAAUUUAUGAUAUGCUGACGCAUCAGCAGCGCGCCAAUUUGUCGCCAAACACAUCGGAUGAACGCCACGGAAGCCCUCAGAGCCACAAGAGCCAAGAUUCGGGCUUCUCAGAUGCCGACACAUCGACUAGGAACUGCCUGGAGUCACCUGAGAAUUCCCCACGGAGCAAGUUGACGCCGAAGAAGGACGUAAAUUCGCAGAUUAACGAGCACAUCAACCUUUCGAGGACGCCCUCCUCCACGGAGAGUGAUAAGAAAACCCCGCCGACAGUGAUUCGGCGGAAUGUCGACUGCUCUGUCAGAAUGCCACCCAUGAGGCGCAUCUCCUUCUCAACGUCAGAGGAUGAGGGUGACAGCAUCAAGACGAGGAAGAAUUGUAGCCUCGUUAGGGGGAGAAUCGUUCAGAAGACACCCAGUCGCAAUCUCAUCGGAUAUCUCUCGCCUGUCACCAGAUCCCCUGGCGAUGAUAUGCUCCACAGUGCUCCUAGUCAAUCACCGAGGAAUUUCCCACCUGGAAGCACUUCCACGCCACAUAGCAGCCCCACCGACGCUCGCCAGCGUCCGCCUGAGAUGAAUGUGAGUCAGGAGAGCGCCCUGCUCAUGGGACACUCCCUAUCUGUGGAGCACUGGGUGGAGAACCUCCGCACGGAGUACUGCCACGAGGUUCUCUCCACACUCCAGAGCAAGUCCAUUGCAGCAGAAGUCACGAAAGCCAUGAAGAUGAAUGCCACACUCGCGGCUCGACUUAUUAGGCAUUUGCAAGCCAAAUCCGUGGAUCUGGAGAAGACUUUCAUUCAGGUGGAGACGCUCCUCAAUGGCGCCGGGAGUGAAGGUGAGAGUUUGCCACACGCCAUGGGAUUACUGGCAGACAACGUUACCGCCUUCGUUGAUUACCUGGAGCGGAAGGUGUCACAUGAGGUGAAGGACUUAAGCGAUUGCCUCGUGAAUAACCGUGACAUGGUGGCGGAUCUGCGAGGAGCCUUGCCAAAUAUCGAUGAUUUCGAAUUGGAAUCUCUGCUCGAGGAUAUUCAAUUGCUGAAGAGAUGCGUCCUCAUCACUGUGAGGAAGGUGUUCGAGGGACUGCUAAGGAUCAUCGUGGCGAGCAUUGAAGAUAGCAGGAAUGAUCUGAUUUUGAGGGCGAAUCUCUGGACGGUUUCCAUGCUGUCCAACUAUGAGUACAGAGGAUUUUCCUCUCUAAAUCCUGCCUUCGAGGCUUGCGACACUGUCCGAGUGCUGCUGCUGGUCGUCGUGGAGUCCGCUUUCCCAUCUAUCCGGGCUUUGGCUCUCAGAGCUUUGGCCAGUGUUUGCUCGACGGAAGUCACUAUUCGGCAAUUGGAACAGUCAGGGGGAGUGGAAAUCGUAGCGGAAGUCAUCGGUCAUCGCGACGUUAAGCGCACUGAGCCUGAACUCAGAGAAGCUGUGUCCGUCUUGGCACAGAUUACUGCUCCUUGGCAUGGAGACACCCACAAAUUGAGAGAUCUGCAAGAAUGUCUGGAGUUCCUGGUUGAGAAUAUUACUGAUCUCGCUUGCUGGACAAAAUGCUGCCAAACUCUGCUCCUCUGCACGGCGUGUCUGAAUAAUUUAUCUCGCCUAGAAGCCGCAUCUAUCUACUCUCUCAUGGCCCAUGAAUCAAUUGGGAGAGUUCGCAGAGCCAUCGAAAGUCGUGGACCAGCUGUUUCCAUCUUUUUACACGAGCAAAUGACGAGCGUUAUUCUAAAUAUGGUAGGGAGCAAGAAGUGCCAUUACCAUUUAUCGAAUCCUGCCAUUAUUAAUUUCCUCGGUCGCGUUUUUCACUCGCGCUUCUACACCAAAUUUCCAUCAAGAGCCGAAACCCUGGCUCAGCGACGGACUGUGAAGAACAUCCUACACACACUCUCCCAUCUCAUCAACGAAUCAAGUUUGGGCGUUGAAAUCUUGCGGAAGAAUGUGGUGCCCAUUUUUUCUGGUCUCCACAACACAAGCAGUGCCGGAGAUUUUGAGCGUGAUAUAUCAUUUCUCAGCCGGAAGCUGAACGAGAGUCUGGGCCAGAGGAACCAUCGCGAUGGGGGCGAGAAUUCGCCAGAGGAAGCCCCAUUAGUGCUGAAUUCAUCGACAGUGUAUCACUGUCGCAAAUACGAGAGCUUUGUAUAGUGAGACGUUUAGAAUAGUCUCUGUACAUAAACAUAUUUCAUUUAGAUGGAAAUAAAAUGCUAUUG